Messenger RNA from Puntigrus tetrazona (Sumatra barb), 496 nucleotides. RefSeq names its product histone deacetylase 5-like. The annotation marks the transcript as partial. Gene Ontology annotation, molecular function: histone deacetylase activity. Gene Ontology annotation, cellular component: histone deacetylase complex. The transcript is spliced from 5 exons. Gene Ontology annotation, biological process: chromatin organization. NCBI's taxonomy places the organism in Eukaryota, Metazoa, Chordata, Actinopteri, Cypriniformes, Cyprinidae. The record is from RefSeq and is a predicted model, not a curated record.
GUUUAACAUGAUGUCAUGUCCUGCAGGUGGACAGCGACACAGUGUGGAACGAGAUGCACUCGUCAGGUGCGGUCCGGAUGGCGGUGGGCUGCGUCAUUGAGCUGGCCUUCAAAGUUGCUGCUGGAGAACUGAAGAACGGGUUUGCGGUGGUCCGUCCUCCUGGUCAUCAUGCGGAGGAAUCGACCGCCAUGGGUUUCUGUUUCUUCAACUCGGUGGCCAUCACUGCCAAACUCCUGCAGCAGAAACUCGGGGUGGGCAAGAUCCUGAUCAUAGACUGGGAUAUUCACCAUGGAAACGGCACCCAGCAGGCCUUCUAUAAUGACCCCAAUGUGUUGUACAUUUCACUGCAUCGUUAUGACGAUGGUAACUUUUUCCCAGGCAGCGGCGCUCCUGAGGAGGUGGGUGUAGGUCCAGGAGAGGGCUUUAAUGUCAACAUUGCCUGGACGGGUGGAGUGGAGCCACCUAUGGGUGAUGUGGAGUAUCUAACUGCCUUCAG